This is a messenger RNA of Ricinus communis (castor bean), 1733 nucleotides long. Its product is annotated as actin. The coding region runs from base 225 to 1622 and encodes 465 amino acids. Lineage: Eukaryota; Viridiplantae; Streptophyta; Magnoliopsida; Malpighiales; Euphorbiaceae. The transcript has 5 exons. The record is from RefSeq and is a predicted model, not a curated record. Gene Ontology annotation, cellular component: cytoplasm.
GUAGAAUUUCAUUUGAUGCCAAUUUGCAUUUGAGUGUUUUUUCCUCUAUUCCUUUUCUGUUAUCCUUUUUUUUUUUUUAAAACAAGAAGGCGGGGACCUUAACGCCCAGCCACCACUAUCCUUACCUUACACAAACCACCAACAAAAUCAAAUCAAAGGAAAGAAAGAAAGAACCCCUGUUCAUCGAAGAGUUGUUGGCAUUUCUGUGGCAGACAUAACGAGAAAUGGCAGAUGGUGAGGAUAUUCAACCUCUCGUGUGUGACAAUGGUACCGGAAUGGUGAAGGCUGGCUUUGCUGGAGAUGAUGCUCCAAGGGCUGUGUUCCCUAGUAUUGUGGGACGCCCUCGCCACACUGGUGUGAUGGUAGGUAUGGGCCAAAAAGAUGCCUAUGUUGGUGAUGAGGCUCAAUCUAAGAGAGGUAUUUUGACUUUGAAGUACCCAAUUGAGCAUGGAAUAGUUAGCAAUUGGGAUGACAUGGAGAAGAUUUGGCAUCAUACCUUUUACAAUGAGCUCCGUGUUGCUCCUGAGGAGCAUCCUGUUCUUCUCACUGAAGCUCCUCUCAAUCCUAAGGCCAAUCGUGAGAAGAUGACACAGAUCAUGUUUGAGACCUUUAAUACUCCUGCUAUGUACGUUGCCAUCCAGGCCGUCCUUUCCCUUUAUGCCAGCGGCCGUACUACUGGUAUUGUUCUGGACUCUGGAGAUGGUGUGAGCCACACAGUUCCCAUCUAUGAAGGCUAUGCUCUCCCGCAUGCCAUUCUGCGACUUGACCUGGCAGGCCGUGAUCUCACUGAUGCUCUUAUGAAAAUUUUGACUGAGCGUGGUUACUCUUUCACCACCACUGCAGAGAGGGAAAUUGUAAGAGACAUGAAGGAGAAACUAUCCUACAUUGCUCUUGAUUAUGAACAGGAGCUAGAGACGGCAAAGACCAGCUCAUCUGUCGAGAAGAGUUAUGAGCUGCCAGAUGGGCAGGUUAUCACCAUUGGCGCUGAGCGAUUCCGUUGUCCAGAGGUCCUCUUCCAACCAUCUAUGAUUGGGAUGGAAGCUGCUGGCAUACACGAAACCACUUACAACUCAAUCAUGAAGUGUGAUGUCGAUAUUAGGAAGGAUCUCUACGGCAAUAUUGUCCUCAGUGGUGGCUCUACUAUGUUCCCAGGCAUUGCUGAUAGGAUGAGCAAGGAGAUCACAGCAUUAGCCCCCAGCAGCAUGAAGAUUAAGGUGGUGGCACCACCAGAAAGGAAGUACAGUGUCUGGAUUGGAGGUUCCAUUUUGGCAUCCCUCAGCACCUUCCAGCAGUGCAGAUGUGGAUUGCAAAGGCAGAAUAUGAUGAGUCUGGACCAUCAAUUGUCCACAGGAAGUGCUUCUAAUAAUGCAAAGCAUAAAGCUAAAGCCGGAACGCAUCCUAUACAAAAUUCUUUUUUUCUUUCUUCUCUUUUUGUUUGCAGAAGGCUUCUAAUCAAGUGGUUGCAAAAAUUUUCUCUGUUUUUACUCUUUUAUAUUUUGUUAUUUUUCCAUCUUCUGUUUUGCUCUGUUAAUGUCUGGACACCAAAGAUGAGGGCGAGUGAUAAAUUUUCAAUAUUCAAUUUUUUCAUUUAUUUGGUUGUAGAAGCAUUGUGUAUUUUGUAACUGAUUUGGUUUGGGUUAAUUUAAGGGAUUCAUUACAAUAUUGUUUCUUUUAAGAGUCAUUUUACUUGAAUAAAAAGACAAUAAUUAUAUUCCUCCAUGUGUUAUCAACAA